Trichoderma virens Gv29-8 is the source of this 2022-nucleotide messenger RNA. RefSeq lists its product as uncharacterized. Lineage: Eukaryota; Fungi; Ascomycota; Sordariomycetes; Hypocreales; Hypocreaceae. Gene Ontology annotation, molecular function: poly(A) RNA polymerase activity; mRNA binding. The transcript has 3 exons. The annotation marks the transcript as partial. Gene Ontology annotation, cellular component: TRAMP complex; nucleolus. Gene Ontology annotation, biological process: RNA 3'-end processing. The record is from RefSeq and is a predicted model, not a curated record.
CGACGCUCACCACCACGAUUCUCUCAGCCGCGCGACAGACCCUAUCAUGACUCUGAUAACUGGCGCCCCGGUGACCGGAGGCAAGAGCCUCGCUCUCGCCCAUAUGGCGAUGACCGUGGAGGCGGCGAUUCAUACCGGCCGGCCGUCCCUCAGGGAGAUUUUACGUUUCGCGUCGAGAAACCAGCUGGCAUCUCUGACUACGCGCCAGCUGGCCAGCCGUCACAUCGACGCCAGCCGCGGAGAGACGGAAGAAGAGGCGGCCCGGCACAGAGAUUAGGCAGACCUCGCUGGCAGCCGCCGCCUCAUCAUUCUGAGCGCGCCUUGAUCUCUGGCAUCAACACUGACCUCCCUGAGGAGAGUGUACACAACAGCGAAGGCGCAAAGUAUCGCGAUCUAGACGAGCUUUCGGACGAUGACGAGCUUGAUAUGGACAUCUCUUCACGAUCGUCGCAGUCUGAUACAGAAGAACCCUCAAGAAAAAGAGCGCGCACGGCUUUGGCCGAUGAGUCUGCUGAAGCAACCCCCAAGUGGUCCAAUCCAGAUCCGUACACAGCGCUUCCUUGCCCAGACGAGACCACUCGAAAGAAGCGGGACGUUGUAAAGCUAAUCCGCAAGGCAAGGGUGGAGGAGAUUACAAUCAAGACCGCUGCCGCUGCUGAGGCUGAAGAUUUCCUUUCGUUUGAACCUAGCGACGAGGAGAGUGAAGAGUCAGGCGACGAUAAGGUUGUUAACUCCCAGCCACCACCGCCGCGCAAGGAACUUUCCGGUAUUCUACCCAGCAAGCUUCCACCGCCUCCUAUGGGUAUAAAUUCUCUCCCAAGCAAACCAGUUGUUACCCACAACACCCCAGGUCCUCUUGGCUCUCGUAAGCGUACUGCAGACGACGAGAUCAUCCAACCACCAGAUUACGGCCAGCUCAAGAAAGCAAACAUGAAGCCUUCUAAGGGAGACUUAGUGCCAAACUGGGCACCGAAAUCACAUGAAGAGCCUUGUCCAUGGGCGACUGUCGACCAUUCUGCCACUACAGAUAUGCCUUUUCGACUGCACAAAGAAAUCAUGGAUUUCUACCACUUUGUCAAGCCUCGUGACUUUGAGCAGGCAAUUCGCGACAGUCUGGUAGACAACUUGCGAAAGGCCAUGAAGAGGGACGACCGAAGCUUUGCCAGCGCUCAGCUUUUCCCGUUCGGCUCUUUCAAGUCUGGCCUAUACCUUCCAACUGCUGACAUGGACAUGGUUGUAUGCUCUGCUAGCUUCAUGAGAGGCGGCCCCGCUACGUACCUCAGUGCUAGAAGCUGGCUGUACAAGUUUCGCAAGUUUCUUGUGGCCCAGCGAGUUGCCGAGUUCGACUCGAUCGAGGUUAUUGCCCACGCUCGAAUCCCGCUCGUCAAAUUUGUUGACAAGGCCACCGGACUGAGAGUCGACGUAUCCUUUGAAAACCUGGGCGGAGUUACGGCGAUUGAAACCUUUGCGCGCUGGAAGAAGGAGUAUCCGGCAAUGCCUAUCCUCGUUACAGUGAUCAAGCACUUUCUUCUCAUGCGGGGCUUGAAUGAGCCUGUUAACGGAGGCUUGGGAGGCUUCACCAUCAUUUGCUUAGUUGUCAGCAUGCUGCAGCUCAUGCCCCAAGUCCAGAGCCGCAACCUCAUCCCGGAGCACCAUCUUGGAGAGAUGCUUCUCGAAUUCUUCGAACUAUACGGGCGCCAGUUCAACUAUGAGAGGAAUGCCAUUUCUCUUACUACUCCUAUUGGAUAUAUUCCCAAGUCCAAGGUCACCAGUUUUGCUUACAAAAACACGACCCGUCUCUCCAUCAUUGAUCCUAACAAUCCGGCCAACGACAUUGCUGGCUCCUCAUCAAAUAUGCCUGGCGUUCGGAUUCGUUUCUACGAUGCCUAUCUCGCUCUCCAAGCGCGUAUGAAAGAGGUUGCAAAAGAUGCCAAAUGUGGUGGCAUCCUUGAUGUGAUUUUCCGAGGAGACUACUCAUCCUUUAGGAUGCAGCGAAACUUUCUCCAGCACGUUCAUGAGAAG